This is a messenger RNA of Impatiens glandulifera, 1598 nucleotides long. RefSeq names its product probable serine/threonine-protein kinase PBL3. Gene Ontology annotation, molecular function: protein kinase activity; ATP binding. The record is from RefSeq and is a predicted model, not a curated record. The transcript is spliced from 6 exons. Gene Ontology annotation, biological process: protein phosphorylation. Bases 301 to 1494 code for a protein of 397 amino acids. Lineage: Eukaryota; Viridiplantae; Streptophyta; Magnoliopsida; Ericales; Balsaminaceae.
CAAACCCAAACGAAGAAGAAGCAGAAAGAAGUAGAGGAGAAGACCCCCCCAGCCAGCCAGUUGACGUAUUGGAAGGGUGGGUAGCCGUGCUUACGUCACUGCUUUGCUUAAAUUGUAGGGUUCUUCUUCAUCUGUUUAUACAAAGGAGGCGUGCUUUCACAUUUCUAAUUCAUUUAUUCAUUUAUUAUUCAUUGACCCAACAAAACAAUUCUGUUUUCUCUGAAUCCCUUUAAUCUUAAAUCUUAAGAACACCCAUCACUUCUACUUCUUGUUUUGUUGGUACAACAUAUUAUAUACCAGAUGGGGAAUUGCUUAGAUUCGACUGUUAAUGUUGAUUCAGCUCAAAUCCCUUCCAGCAAUUCAGUCCCAUCUUGUUGUAGAGAAAACAAUGAUAUGAUUAUCCCAUCUCCAAGAUCAGAGAGUGAAAUCCUUUCAUCAACUCAUGCCAAGGCAUUCUCAUAUAACGAGCUCAGGAACGCCACCAGAAACUUUCGUCCUGACAGUCUUCUUGGAGAAGGUGGAUUCGGUUAUGUAUUCAAAGGUUGGAUUGAUGAACAAUUACUCACUGCUUCCAGGCCAGGUUCUGGCAUCGUUGUUGCUGUCAAGAAACUUAAACCUGAAGGCUUCCAAGGUCACAAGGAGUGGUUGACGGAAGUUAACUAUCUUGGCCAACUUCUUCAUCCCAAUCUGGUUAAGCUUAUUGGAUAUUGUUCAGAAGGUGACAAGGAUAAGCUCUUGGUUUAUGAGUUUUUGCCAAAAGGGAGCUUGGAGAAUCAUCUUUUCAGAAGAGGACCACAACCACUUUCAUGGGCCAUAAGGUUCAAAGUGGCCAUAGGAGCUGCAAGAGGCCUUUGUUUUCUACACGAUAAUGAGGAGCAAGUCAUAUAUCGUGAUUUCAAGGCUUCCAAUAUCCUACUAGAUACGGAUUUCAAUGCAAAACUGUCGGAUUUUGGGUUGGCCAAGGCAGGACCAACUGGAGAUAGGACACACGUAUCGACUAAAGUGAUGGGUACCCACGGUUAUGCAGCACCGGAAUAUGUUGCCACGGGUCGGUUGACGACAAAAAGUGAUGUGUAUAGUUUUGGAGUAGUGUUACUCGAAUUGCUAUCUGGUCGUCGAGCUGUUGACAAGUCAAGAAUGGGUGUAGAACAGAAUCUAGUGGAGUGGGCUAUUCCUUAUUUAGGGGACAAACGAAAACUAUUCAGGAUUAUGGACACAAAAUUAGAAGGACAAUAUCCUCAAAAGGGAGCUUUUAUGGCUGCUAACCUUGCUCUGCAGUGUCUAAAAUCAGAGCCUAAAGCACGCCCAAAAAUGUCACUGGUUUUAGCCACCUUAGAAGAGAUCCAGUCCUUGAAAAGCACAUCCAAAACUCGAACUGCUAAUGACUCGAAAAGUAACUUAACACCAAAAAAGCAGCAUCGCUCGCCCAUGAAUACGACACCUUCUGCUGCGUCUCCAUUACCAGCCUACCGGCAGCAGCCUCGAGUACGAUGAACAAAUCUUUUUUUUUUUGUUAGAAUUCUCUUAUAUGUUGUUGUGCCAAUUUGAGUUUUGCUGUAAACUCGUUGUCCUGUGUAUAUAUAUAUAUACAACACCUU